AUGGUAUUAUUCAGUCGCCAUUAUCGUUCGAUUCAUCAUUCGAAUAGGUUUGAGCCUCCAUUUCAACCGACAUUUCUCUCCGACAGUGAGAGCGCUACUGUCGCCGAUGAGAUUUCUCACUCGUUUGCUUGUUCUUCUCUUUCUAUGUUACAAUCAAUAACAUCAUGUAUGCGUUCGUCCAGUGGACCAUUGAAGCUGUUCAUUGGUAAUAUUGGCGAUAACAAUAAAUCAGAUUUGAGCCGAGUAUUUAGUAAAUAUGGUGAAAUUUCCACGAUUUAUGUCGAUGAAAAGAAGAACUUUGCUUUCGUGGAAUUUACUUCUGUGAGUGACGGCGAACGUGCUUUACACGAUAUCAACCACAAAACAGUGAAUGGCUCACGACUUCGUGUGGAAUAUGCCAAAUCGGAUAAAGUCUCACGAGAUGCUCGCCGACCAAAUUCACGCGAACGUUCACCCACAUCAACAUUAUAUAAUCAUUUACAGGUAACCGCAAAUCGUCUGCCACCAAUAGAUUCAAUUCGUCAGAAUUACUAUCAAAAUCAUCCGCUUGCAAUGAUGCCCGCUUCAGCUAUGUCUCGUGGUCGAUCGUUGACGCCGCCAUCGUUCAAACAGAAUGCUCGUAUUUCAUCCAUGUCCCAUUUGCGAUCUCAAGAAUUCUAUCCACCUUACUAUCCACAUCAUCCAUCUGUCUACACCGAUCCAGCGUAUUACCGAGCAUAUGCAGAUCCAUAUUUGAUACAGCGUUUGCCACCACCACCACCUGGUGCUUUUUUGCGUUCGACAUCACCAUCAUCGUCUCGUGCUCAUCGACAUAUGUAUCCGUCAGCGGAUUAUGACCGUUAUCCUUCAGUAUCUUCGCAUAAACGAGUGUUACGUCGAAGUCGGAGUCGUAGCCGACGCAGAAAUUCGCCAACACGAAAGGGUCGAUCCAGUCGUGAAAGAAAACGCAAACGACGAACUUCCAGUUCAUCUUCACCUAAACAUCAACGCGAUCGUGGCCCACAAACACCACCAUCUACACAUCGAACUAAAAGACGAUCUCGUUCUGAUUCUAAUACAGUUGCUUCAACAUCCGAAAAAAAGUCACGCUCAACGUCUUCGUCAUCUUCUGAAGAUGACAAGCAAUCAGAUUCUAGACGGCCACAAAACAAUGGUUCAGAUCGCAAGCAUUCAAAAAGAAAGACACGAGAAUAA
Messenger RNA from Adineta ricciae, 1194 nucleotides. The record is from the annotation of a GenBank genome assembly. NCBI's taxonomy places the organism in Eukaryota, Metazoa, Rotifera, Eurotatoria, Adinetida, Adinetidae.